Exaiptasia diaphana is the source of this 822-nucleotide messenger RNA. Its product is annotated as AFG1-like ATPase. The record is from RefSeq and is a predicted model, not a curated record. Gene Ontology annotation, cellular component: cytoplasm; mitochondrion. Lineage: Eukaryota; Metazoa; Cnidaria; Anthozoa; Actiniaria; Aiptasiidae. Gene Ontology annotation, molecular function: ATP hydrolysis activity; ATP binding. The annotation marks the transcript as partial. The transcript is spliced from 8 exons.
AACACAUGUUCAGCUACGAUCGUUAAUGCUAAUUUCAUCACCUCUUUUUUUGUCAUUAUAGAUUUAUAUAAAAAUGGUUUACAAAGAAGUAAUUUUAUUCCCUUUAUACCAGUAUUAAAGAGUCGAUGCAAUAUUUUAUGUUUGGAUUCUGGAAUAGAUUAUAGAAUGAGAGACAUCGUCCACAUAGGAAAAGUGUACUUUAGUUCUCAUGAUAAGAAAACAGAACAAGAGUUAGACUGGAUCUUCUCAAACAUGGCUGAACAAGAAGCCUUAACUGGCGACAUUGAAAUCAAGCCUCGAGAUAUCGAAAUAGUGCCGGGUGGCCGGACCAUCCAUGCACCCAUAACGUGCGGUCGAAUAGCGGACUUUACAUUUGAACAACUGUGUAUGAAGCCUGUUGGUGCAGCUGACUACCUGGCUCUCUGUAAACACUUUGACGUCAUCAUGGUUCGRGAUGUUCCACAAAUGACUCUAUUCAGAAAGACUGAGGCGAGACGGUUUAUUACUCUGAUAGAUGCUUUAUAUGAUAACAGGGUUCGGUUGAUUUGUUCUGCUGCGACCUCGCCUGCGGACCUUUUCCAAGCAUCACCUUUGAGUCCCAAGGAUAUCGAGGACCGUCGGAUGUUAAUGGACGAUUUACAGUUGUCAACGGAUAACAUUGAUGCCAAUGCUAGUAUAUUUACCGCUGAAGAAGAAAUCUUUGCAUUCAAAAGAACAGUUUCUAGAAUGGCAGAAAUGCAGACAGAAGAAUAUUGGAAAUCACAAACUCGACGAACACAAAAAGAGCAUUGACAACGCUAUAAGAAAUUGGAACUGACGCUU